AAAUUAAUCCACCAAAGUUCUUUAAAAAACUAAGAAAUAAUGUCGACGAAGACCUCACCACUUAGUAUUACACCGCCAACAACAGUUGCUACAACUUCAGAUGCAACGAAUUUAGCAACAAAUUCAGUGACAAUAAAAAAGGAACUUCCUACUGAUGAAAUUAAGGAAUAUGCUGAAAAUACUAUGAACGAAUUGCUGGGUUGGUAUGGUUUUGAUGGAGUUGAUCGAAUGGAUUUGACAUCAAAAACAUCCAAAUUAUUGCAGUCAGCUGCUGCUGCUGCAUCCGCAAAUGCAAAUAGUAAUAUUAAUCGCCAACAACAACAGCAACAACAUCAUCAACAACAACAAUCACAUCACAUGGAAAAGAGACGUAGUCGAAAUCGCACAAAUGCGUUGCUUCAAUUACAGCAACAAAAUGAAAAUGCUAGAAAAAUAUCCAAUAACAACAACAACAACAACAAAAAAUCACUAUUAAACUGCAAUAAUUUUCGUGGUAAUAAUCGCGAAGCUGUGCUAAGAAUGAGUGGUGCUACAGGUGCUAAUAAUCUGUUACUUGGUAAUGAGAGUACAACAUCAGAUCAUGACACGCGUAGUUCCAGAGAUGAUGACUCAAAAAGUCCACAUUCAGCGGGAAAAUCCACCAUUUUGGAAGAGAAAAUAGACUUCAAUAAUUGCUGCUGGUGUCGUCGUCCAGUGCCUGAUAAUGCACCAGAAUUUCUUACCACCUCUGAUGGGCCACGUUACUGUUCCGAAUCUUGUUUUACACAGAGUAGACGAGCUUCUUUCAAAAAAGCCAAGACAUGCGACUGGUGCAAACAUGUACGUCACGCGGUCAGCUAUGUUGAUUUCCAGGACGGUGCUUCACAACUACAAUUCUGUUCCGAUAAAUGUUUGAAUCAGUAUAAAAUGCAAAUAUUUUGCAAAGAAACCCAAGCCCAUCUUGAUAUGAAUCCACACUUACGCGAUAAAGGCUUAGAAGCUGCAGCAGCUGGUAAUGGUGCCGGGCUUAUAACACCAGAUUUAUGGUUACGAAAUUGUCGCAGUCGUUCAGCAUCACCAGCUUCAACUAUUUCAGUCUCACCUGGUCCCGUGCCAAAUAUACGUUUAUCUCCUGUGCCACACAUAUCGCCAACGUAUAGAAAUCAACAUACUGUCAAAGUCAUAGCAACUUCAACGCCGCAUAAACCAUUGAUCUCAGUUGCACCAGUUUCGAAAUUAAUGUCAAAAAGUCCCAGUAUAAUGUCUAAUCGUCAAUCACCAAAACAUAAUCGUAAAAAACGUAUUUUAAGACCAAACAUCACUAAUGAUUCCAUUAAUUCAAGUGGAAAAAUGAACCCAACAAGUAACUUGGCACGCGAUUUAUCUGUUUUGGGUUCAGCCAGUGCUAGCGGUUUGCUGAGUAAAGCCAAAUCACUACUGCCACCAGUUAGUGCAAGUAAUAAUCUUCGACAUAGUCCAGCACAAAUGAAUUCUGUUGCGAAAUCAAGUCCAUCAUGUGCUUUAAGUCAAUUUGCAGGUUCAAGUGUGCAAGAUUUGCAUAUGACUGUGCCACCAUUAUCUCCUAUGCUUGAACAAUCACCUGGUCCGCAACCGCAUCUUAGUGGUGUAGGUCAUAUGAGUUCAGGUAUGAAUGCACCGCCAUAUUUUGCAACUCCCACCAAUGGACACAUGGCACAAACUCCAAAUCAAUUGCCAACACAUCCAGUAUAUCCACCAUUACGUCAACCAUUUAUGCCACCACCUGCGUGUAGCAUACCACCAAGAUUUUUUGGUGGUACUCUGCCACCACCACCCCCACCAUUAUCUCAUAUGAUGCAACCCGAUUUAACAGCUGGCUUGAAUGCGUUAAUGGGCACACCACCACCAGUGACCAUUAUGGUACCAUAUCCAAUAAUAAUACCAUUGCCUGUACCCAUACCCAUACCGUUGCCAGUUGUCGAUUUUUAUAAAGCCUAUUUGUCGCCAGAAGAGCGUGCAAACUUCAAUUUGAAGACGGAACGUGAUGUUGAAACAGAAACCGAAACUGAGACAGAAACUGAGAAAAACGUGAGAGGACCUGGUAAGGCGAUAUCGAUAGAUAUGAGCGUUGAGGAUGGAAAUAGUAAAAGUGCUCACGAAGAACCGCUUGACUUUACUAAAAUAAAGCCAGAUGCUGAUGUUGAUAGAGAUAAUGAAGCAGAACAAAAUAUAAAUAAUUCUGUCUCAACGACUUCAUCUAAUAAAAGUAUGUUAGAUACUCGUACGGACACACCACAUAUUGUUACGGCAGGGUCUGAAACAGAUGAAACUGUGUCCAUGUUUCUGGGGUCUACUGACGAAACAUCGACAGCAACGAUUUCAAAGAAGUUACGAUGUGUUGUUACAAGAAUUGAAGAUGAGCCGAACAAUAAUUCAAAGCCUGGGUUUGAUGAAGCCAACAUUAAUUGUAAUAAUAAUAAUAAAAAUAAAUUAAACGAAGAUGACGAUGAUGCUAAGCAAAAACUGCCGAAAUUCAAGAUUACACGAUUACAUACGAAACGCACCAUUGUACAGCAACAACAGCAGGAGCAACAAGAGCAACAGCAUCAACAGCAACAGCAACAACAACAACAGCAGCAGCUACAACAAACCAAAGAAACCGCCGAGUGCAGCCGUCCACUACGCAAGCGUAAACGCAUUAUAGAUUGUGAUUUCCAGAAGAUUAGCUUGAAGGAAGUGUCCACAGAAGACGAUGCGCAAAACGAUGUAGUGGCUACGACUCGUACAACAAAUACAACAACCCCACCAUUAAAUGCGUGCAAUAAUAAUAAUAAUAACAAUAAAAGUAUAAAUAAAAAGUAAUAGACGCAGUAAUAUAUGUAAUAGACGUAGUAGUAGUAGUAUUGGUUAGACGUGUAUGUAAGACGAAGAGAAGUACUAACACAAAAGUAUUCUAUUUGGUAAAAUAGUAGUAAUUUUAAAAUGUAAGAAUUUGAGCACUCAGUGCAAAUAGUAGUAGAUUUUAAGUACUUUUUUAAUUUUAAUUAAAUUUAUAUAAACGAAC
Molecule: messenger RNA, 3022 nt
Organism: Teleopsis dalmanni
Lineage: Eukaryota; Metazoa; Arthropoda; Insecta; Diptera; Diopsidae
Gene: Sobp
Product: sine oculis-binding protein homolog
Exons: 3
Coding region: 40-2820 (926 amino acids)
Biological process (GO): animal organ development
Cellular component (GO): nucleus
Source: RefSeq, a predicted model, not a curated record